This is a messenger RNA of Mandrillus leucophaeus (drill), 752 nucleotides long. Its product is annotated as cyclin-Y-like protein 2. NCBI's taxonomy places the organism in Eukaryota, Metazoa, Chordata, Mammalia, Primates, Cercopithecidae. The transcript has 5 exons. Gene Ontology annotation, molecular function: cyclin-dependent protein serine/threonine kinase activator activity. Gene Ontology annotation, cellular component: plasma membrane. The record is from RefSeq and is a predicted model, not a curated record. Gene Ontology annotation, biological process: regulation of protein kinase activity; regulation of canonical Wnt signaling pathway. Bases 74 to 532 code for a protein of 152 amino acids.
CAGAUGAAGCUGCUUUGGUGGAAGGUGCUAAAAAGCUGGGCUUUGUGCAGUGAGAACACCAUACUCGGUCAUCAUGGAAGCAGUAGAGCUUUGGAGCCAAACCCUUCUGAUGAUCCAAGGGCAAGCACAAUCUUCCUGCGAAAAUAUCAAACAGAUGCUAUCUACUAAGCCUUUUACUACAAAGUACAGCUCGUGUUCAACCAUAUACUUAGAUGACAGCACAGUCAGCCAGCCUCAUUUUACAACCACAAUAAAAUCAAAUGAGCUUGAAAGACAGUUUUUGCAGCUAAUUGUCUAUAACGUCAAAGUUUCUGGAAGUGUUUAUGCCAAGUACUAUUUUGAUCUUCGAUCCUUGGCAAAGGACAAUAGCUUGCAUUUGCCAGUUUAUCUUCUCAACAAAGAAAGAGCACAGAACCUGCAAGCUGUUUCAAGGGUGGAAGACACAAAAAUCUUUCACAGUGCUACCAUGAGAAGGUCCUUCAGCGCUGAUAAUUUCAUUACUCUUCAGCGCCCUAAAGCCAUUAUCUCUUGAAAUAAGAAAUGAGGGGCUAUAUCAUCUGAACCCCUCAUCAAAAAAGACCAGAAAAUAUUACUUCUCCUGCUCAACAACUAGAAAAGUCAGUAUUUUCAAAAGAAGAAAGAUCUUAAAGUUGAGAGACUUGUGGACAACUAGGAUUGCACUCCACAGGAAAAAAAUGGGAUCUUUGCAGUGCAACAAGUCUCGUACACUCUUCUGUCUUGCUAAACGUAAA